Molecule: messenger RNA, 438 nt
Organism: Punctularia strigosozonata HHB-11173 SS5
Lineage: Eukaryota; Fungi; Basidiomycota; Agaricomycetes; Corticiales; Punctulariaceae
Product: HIT-like protein
Exons: 5
Coding region: 1-438 (145 amino acids)
Biological process (GO): nucleotide metabolic process
Molecular function (GO): catalytic activity
Source: RefSeq, a predicted model, not a curated record
AUGGCCACCAAGUCGCUCGCAUCAUGCAUCUUCUGCAAGAUCAUCAAGGGUGAAAUUCCGUCGUUCAAGCUCAUCGAGACGGAUCUCUCGUACUCCUUCUUGGAUAUUGGGCCUAUCGCACGGGGUCAUACCGUGAUCAUCCCGAAAUACCACGGGGAGAAGCUACAUGACAUCCCCGACGAACAUCUCAUCGACCAGAUGAAGAUCGCGAAGAAGUUGGCAGUCGCGCAAGGUCUCGAGAACUACAAUAUCCUACAGAACAACGGAAAGGCCGCUCACCAGGUGGUCCCCCACGUCCAUUUCCACUUAAUCCCAAAACCCGUGAACGAGGCCGGUGAGGGAAAUGAUUCCGAAGGGCUUGUCAUCGGUUGGCCUGCUAAGCAGCCCUCGAAGGAUGAGCUCGCGGCCUUGCACGCGGAAAUAACAAGCAAGCUCUAA